AUGACAGCCACUUCUAUCUCCCCUCACAAGCUCGCCGGUCGCCAUGUCUUUCUGCCCGCUCCCUCUCCCGACCCUGUUUCUGUCAGGCUUCCGGACUCACCUGAGAAGAAUAACUUGACCUCUACUGAAAGGUCUCGCGGUCUUCGUCGGCUGCAAUCCCACAAUCAGCUCUCCUCGACCAGCAAUAUGGGCACCCAAUCUUCCAAUCUGAGGCCUCGGUCUGGGGUCUUGACGAAGCCCUCACGCGAACAGAUCAGUCAACCUCAGCCAUCGGCGACACAACAACAUACCACUGUUUCAAACGCCGUUAGCCAUUCUCGCGCCCGCGCAAACAGCGAUGCCCCUCUGCCCCAUGUGCCUCGCAACCGCAAGCCGCCGCCUACACUUCUCUCAAAUCCCUCCUCCAACCAUAUUCUGACGCAUGCCCGCAAGUCCAGCCUCGAAAUGACCCUUCGUGAUGGGCCACCGCCUGGGACUACCGCUGCCACCGCCCUCUCUUUGCUCCGACACUCUAUCCUUACCAGUGGAGUUAAUGCAACCAAAGAAGGCAUGUCCGAUUACCGAAUAUAUCUGUGGUUGACUCUUCUGAACAUCGGCCCCCUCUCGACUGAUACCUAUCUUGAUCUCAUACACCGAAGUCGCAGCCCUGCCUACGAGAAGAUCUCCAACGAUGUCUUCCGCACGUUGGCAACCGAUACACUUUUCAAGCGACGUGUUACGGAUGCGAGUUUGACCCGACUGUUGAAUGCAACCGCUUGGCGGAUACAUGAUGAACAGUCUUCCGAUCCUCCCUCGGAAUUUGCUCAGAGAUAUCCUCAAUCCACAUACCUCCAGGGCAUUAACGUUCUUUCCGCUCCGUUGCUAUACGCAUCUCGCUCGGAGGCUCAGGCAUACGCGAUCCUGACAAGCCUAUUGACUGAGCAUAUUCCGACGUACCUCUCUCCGACCAUGUCCGGCGUACAUAGAGGACUUGAUCUCAUCGACAGAAUCUUGUCGGAGAUAAAUCCGACCCUCUCAUCCUUCCUGCUCAGCAAGUCUCUACCGGCGAAGAUCUACGCCUUUCCUUCCGUCUUGACAUUGUGUGCGUGCACUCCACCUCUUCCAGAGGUCCUUAAACUAUGGGACUUCUUGUUCGCAUUUGGGGUGCAUUUAAACGUCAUCUGCGUUGUUGCUCAGCUCCUCUUGCUGAAGGACAAGCUUCUUGGAGAACCCAGUCCUGCGAAGAUGCUGCGAAGUUUUCCGAACCUGAACGCUGAUGAGGUGAUCAAGAUGACUGUGUGGAUUGUGAGAGAACUGCCCGAAGAACUGUACCGCGACGUUGUUAUACAUGGCCGGGAAAUAUCAUAG
This is a messenger RNA of Fonsecaea nubica, 1347 nucleotides long. RefSeq lists its product as hypothetical. Gene Ontology annotation, biological process: activation of GTPase activity; negative regulation of septation initiation signaling. The coding region runs from base 1 to 1347 and encodes 448 amino acids. The record is from RefSeq and is a predicted model, not a curated record. The transcript has a single exon. Gene Ontology annotation, molecular function: GTPase activator activity. Gene Ontology annotation, cellular component: mitotic spindle pole body. Lineage: Eukaryota; Fungi; Ascomycota; Eurotiomycetes; Chaetothyriales; Herpotrichiellaceae.